Molecule: messenger RNA, 2470 nt
Organism: Aspergillus saccharolyticus JOP 1030-1
Lineage: Eukaryota; Fungi; Ascomycota; Eurotiomycetes; Eurotiales; Aspergillaceae
Product: putative dynamin GTPase
Exons: 3
Coding region: 1-2433 (810 amino acids)
Cellular component (GO): microtubule; membrane; cytoplasm
Molecular function (GO): microtubule binding; GTP binding; GTPase activity
Source: RefSeq, a predicted model, not a curated record
AUGUCUUGUCUACCAACAUUGAAUAACGACUCCAUAAACAUCAUCACCCAUGAGAUGAAGCUGAUGGUAAAGAAGAUACAAGAUCUGCGGCACAUUGGAAUCGAAGAUAGCCAGAUCGCCCUUCCCAGAAUCUGUGUCAUUGGCGAUCAGAGUGCGGGCAAGAGUUCUCUUAUAGAAGGUAUGAGCGAGAUCAAAGUCCCUCGGGCGGCAGGCACCUGCACUCGAUGCCCGAUGGAGAUUAACCUCGCCGAGAGUGAACCGGAUCAACCGUGGACGUGCCGUGUCUAUUUGUCAAGGAAGUAUAUGUACGACAGUCAGCACAAGGUGGACAAGGUGUCGAAGAAGUCGCACCCUUUCGGUCCGUGGCAUGAGCAAGAGCAAGAAGAUGAGCUUUUCAUCACCUUGUGCGACAGAGACGAUGUUGCAGAGGCCAUUCGAUGGGCUCAACUGGCCAUUUUGAAUCCCCACAAGCCUUCAGAUGAAUAUAUCCCCGGGAAGAAUGCUGUGACAGACGCCAAUUACUAUCAUGUCAAAUUCUCUCCGAAUGUGGUACGACUGGACAUCUCAGCUCCUGGCUUCCCAAGCUUGUCAUUCUACGAUCUACCCGGGGUGAUAAGUCAGGCUGAGCAUGAGAAGGAUCGAUACUUGGUUGCUAUGAUCGAGAAUCUUGUCAAAGACUACAUCACCCAGGCUAAUUGUAUCGUGCUUCUGACUUUGCCAAUGACCAACGAUGCGACUAAUUCUAGCGCUGCUCGCCUGAUGAGAGAGGUGAAGGGUGCGAGGAAUAGGACUUUGGGGGUCCUCACUAAGCCCGACCGUAUCCAGUCAGGGGAGGGAUAUGAGCAAUGGACUGAGAUUUUGGAAGGAGACAAAUUCAGAUUAGGCCAUGGCUACUACGUGAUCCGCAAUGAUCCAGAUCCAGAGGUAGGGCAUGCUCAAGCACGCCAAGAAGAGGACGCGUUCUUUGCUUCACAUCCGUGGGCCACACAACUUGCAGUGUUCCAAGAGAAAUUCGGAACCAGAAAGCUGCAGACAGCGCUCUCGAGCCUCCUGUUGGACCAGAUCCAGAAAUGCCUUCCAAAGGUGAUUGAACAAAUCGAAGCGAAAUCUCGACGAAUUGACUUUGAGCUCCAAACUUUACCAGAUCCCCCUUCAGCGAGCAGCCCGUUUGUUUUGUGUCAAAUGCUCAACAAGUACAGAGAGCAUGUACAAGCGCAUAUGGACGGCGGUUCGGCAGAGUAUCCCCUCUUGACACUAUGGUCACGCCUGGCGAACCAGUUCAAAAGGAUACUGACACAGACUCGGCCAGGUGUAAGUGUGCUCUCACAAGCUGAGAUACAUGAGCAAACGAUGUGCAAUCAAGAAAACAACGGCUCGGAUAGCGAAGUGACUAUUGUCGAGAAUCCAAGGAAGCGCAAGGUCACCAGUCAGUGUGCUACACCAGACGCUAAGAGGUUUACACCAGACCCAGGAAGAACCAUUCCGGCUUCGCCUUUUGAUAAGCUCAGCCGCGAGACCAAGAGAUUCACCUGGGAAGAGAUUCGCGAAUGCAAUGAAACUGCGUCCCGAGGGUGUCUUCCAGACCAGAUCGAUCCGAAGGCAAUCGAGAUACUGAAUCAGCGCAGCGUGGAACACUGGAAAGCACCGAUGAUUGUAUUUCUGGAUGAAACGCAUGACCUUGUGAGGAAGAUACUCAUGAAACAAGUAGACGAGGUCUUCUUGCAGUACCAACGGACGAACCUUUAUCGCGAGAUACGUCGAAUUGUGGAACAGUAUCUCCAGAAGCUGCAAUUGGAGCACAUCAGCUGGGCGGAGGAGAUCUACGAGAUGGAACACAACAAGCCUUUCACCAUGGAUAGAUUGGCGCUGGAGCAAGCCACCAAGAAUGGGUUCGAAGUUUUGGUACGCGCCCGUAACGAACGUCGCUACUCACUGUAUCAAGACCAGGUUGGCAGGUAUCCUAAGGGAGAUCCUCGCCGAGAUAACGAGCUCAAGACUAUGUUACUAAAACCGCAGGAGAUGGCGCACCAACUUGGCCCGGACCCGUACGCCCAGGAGGUCAGGAUAAUGGCGUCAACACGAGGCUACUAUGAUGUUGCUAGCUCUAGAUUUGUUGACUUGAUAUGUCAAAGCGCGCAUAGCAAGCUUUUCUCUAAGUGUCGCGAUCAGUUGAUUGAGGAGGUUCAACGAGAGCUGCACAUCGAUGAUCAUGACCUGGUAGAAAGAUGCUGCGAGCUCAUGGCAGAGGAACCAGAGCGUCAACUUCGCCGGGUUAAUCUGCAGCGCGAGAAGGAGAAGAUUAACAAGGCGCGAACAUGGUUGUCUGCCAACAAAAAGGAUGAAAUCGAAGAUGUGUAUGACAACAUGACAGUCAAGUCACAGCCGGUGGAUGACUGGGCCCCUUAUGUCUCGACUAUGGACACGUCUGCUUGAGGUGCACAGGCAAACGCAUGGAUGGCAGGAGAGCUCU